AUGGAACCUAAACCACGGCUAAUUGCUCCUACUCCAAAUCAAGUGAGCUCAUCAUCAACCCCAAUCGAUCCAUCUCGGUUUAAUCGAACUUAUCAAUUUUUUCCUCCGUUACAAUCACGAGACACAUCUCAACCAAUCAUUAAUAAUUGGAUGAUGCCAAUCUUCUCUUUACAUGCCCCAACUCCUCAACACAUUCAUCCUUCUGCUUCACUAAACAAUCAAAAUCAUAUGUAUAUGGUACCAAUUUCUAAUAGUAAUAAUCAUGUAACUUUUUCUCCUUCCUCUUCCACCUCCUCUCAUUUUUCUGAUGCCAUCACACCCCGUAUUUCCCCUUAUCCUGGAAAUUCCCCUAAUCCCUCUUCUAAUCUUAACUCACCUCCGUCGUCAUCUACCGUCUCACGUAAUAGACAUAAAUGUGAUUGGCCUGGUUGUACUUGGAGUUUUAAACGUUUAGAACAUUUAAAACGUCAUAUGAUUACUCAUACUGGUGAACGUAAAUAUACCUGUCAUUAUCCUGGUUGUGGUAAAAAAUUUGGAAGAUCUGAUAAUUUUGCCGCACACUACAAAACCCAUACUAAAUCUAAUCCGAGAAGAUCAAGAAAAUCUACCAAUGUCUUGAAUAAUUCUACUGAUAUUUCUGCUUUGGAUAUUGCCCUCCCUCAAGAUAAUCCUACUUUAACUAAUGGUAUUUCCGGAAUUAUGACUAUACAAUUACCACCCCCUCCCCCUCCUCCUGCUGUACCUUCAUCUUCCUUAACUCAAGAUCAGAUUGAUGCUUUCCAUUAUUAUUGUGAUACUACUUCCGCUUCUAACACAAAUUCUCGUUCUUCAAUUUCCGACAAUUCUUCUACUUCUGCUGAUCAUACUUUGCGAUACAGAGAAUGUUACUAG
Cetraspora pellucida is the source of this 891-nucleotide messenger RNA. The record is from the annotation of a GenBank genome assembly. NCBI's taxonomy places the organism in Eukaryota, Fungi, Glomeromycota, Glomeromycetes, Diversisporales, Gigasporaceae.